GCGGAAGCUCCCGCCCUCGGCGGCGGCGGCGGUGGCACACCUGGGCGCAGCGCGAGCUGGGCGCCGCCUCCGGGACGCAGGUGGAGCGGGCAGGGCGCGGGCACCAUGAGCAGCAGCGCCAACAUCACCUAUGCCAGUCGCAAGCGGCGCAAGCCGGUGCAAAAAACAGUAAAGCCAGUCCCCGCUGAAGGAAUCAAGUCAAAUCCUUCUAAGCGACACAGAGACCGGCUGAACACAGAGUUGGACCGGCUGGCCAGCCUGCUGCCUUUCCCACAAGAUGUUAUUAAUAAGUUGGACAAACUUUCAGUUCUGAGGCUCAGCGUCAGCUACCUGAGAGCCAAGAGCUUCUUCGAUGUUGCAUUAAAAUCCUCCUCUGCUGACAGGAAUGGAAGCCAGGAUCAGUGCAGAGCACAAUUCAGAGAUGGGCUGGACUUGCACGAAGGAGAGUUCUUAUUACAGGCACUGAACGGCUUUGUACUGGUUGUCACAGCAGAUGCCUUGGUCUUUUAUGCCUCCUCUACUAUCCAAGAUUAUCUGGGCUUUCAGCAAUCUGACGUCAUACAUCAGAGUGUCUAUGAGCUCAUCCAUACAGAGGACCGAGCUGAGUUCCAGCGCCAGCUGCACUGGGCUCUGAACCCCUCACAAUGCUCAGACUCUGCACAAGGAGUGGAUGAAGCCCAUGGCCUCCCACAUCCAGCAGUCUAUUAUAACUCGGACCAGCUCCCUCCAGAGAACACUUCCUUCAUGGAGCGGUGCUUCAGAUGCCGGCUGAGAUGUCUGCUGGAUAAUUCAUCUGGUUUUCUGGCAAUGAAUUUCCAAGGGAGGCUAAAGUAUCUUCAUGGACAGAACAAGAAAGGGAAGGAUGGAACCCUGCUCCCUCCACAGCUCGCUUUGUUUGCAAUAGCUACUCCUCUUCAGCCACCGUCCAUACUGGAAAUUCGAACCAAAAACUUCAUCUUCAGGACCAAGCACAAACUAGACUUCACACCUACUGGUUGUGAUGCCAAGGGGCAGCUGAUUCUGGGCUACACAGAGGUGGAGCUGUGCACAAAGGGAUCGGGAUAUCAGUUUAUCCAUGCUGCUGAUAUGCUCCACUGCGCAGAGUCCCACAUCCGCAUGAUUAAGACUGGAGAAAGUGGCAUGACAGUUUUCAGGCUUCUUGCAAAGCACAGUCGAUGGAGGUGGGUCCAGUCCAACGCACGCUUGAUUUACAGAAAUGGAAGACCAGAUUACAUCAUCGCGACUCAGAGACCACUAACGGAUGAAGAAGGAAGAGAGCAUUUACAGAAGCGAAGUAUGACGCUGCCGUUCAUGUUUGCUACGGGAGAGGCCGUACUGUACGAGAUCUCCAACCCUUUCCCUCCCAUAAUGGACCCCUUACCAAUACGCACCAAAAGCAGCACGAGUGGAAAAGAGUGGGCUUCCCAGUCAAACCUAAGUAAGGAUUCUCCCCACCCCGCUUCUCUUAUGAAUGCCAUAAACCAACAGGAUGAGUCCAUCUAUCUCUGUCCUGCCUCAACUACGGUGCCUUUAGACAGCCAUUUCCUCAUGGACCCUGUGAGUGAGUGCAGUAUUUGGCAAGACGACUUUGUACCGAUAGGAAGUGAAGCGGUGCUGAAACAUGAGCAAACUGCGCAUGCUCAGGGCAUGAACCCUGCAGUCUCCGGAGGCCCCUCGGAGCUCUUGCCCGAUAGUAAAAAUAAUGACUUGUACAGCAUCAUGAGAAACCUCGGGAUUGAUUUUGAAGAUAUCAGACGAAUGCAGACCGAGGAAUUCUUCAGAACCGACUUCUCUGGUGAGGUUGAUUUCAGAGACAUCGACAUAACGGACGAAAUCCUGACAUAUGUGCAGGAUUCUCUGAACAAAUCGACCUUGCAGAAUUCAAGUAACCACCAACAGCCUGUGACUCAGCAGCUAAGCUGCAUGCUGCAGGAACGCCUGCAGCUAGAGCAACAGCAGCAGCUGCAGCAGCACCCAACCCAGGCAAUGGAGGCCCAGCAACAGCUGUGCCACGUAGGACCCCAGCAUCAGCUGUGUCAGGUGGAGUCUCCCCAACAAGGUCUGGGUCAGAAAAUGAAGCACAUGCAUGUCAAUGGCAUGUUUGCAAGCUGGAACCCUACCCCUCCCGUGUCUUUCAGCUGCCCUCAGCAGGAACUAAAGCACUAUAAUGUCUUUUCAAGCAUACAGGGCGCUGCUCAGGAAUUCCCCUACAAACCUGAGGUGGACAGUAUGCCUUACACACAGAACUUUGCUCCCUGUGAUCAGCCCGUGCUACCACAACAUUCCAAGUGUGCCCAGUUGGACUUUCCUGGAAGGGAUUUUGAACAGUCCCUGCACCCUGAUACUUCUAAUUUAGAUGAUUUUGUCAGUUAUUUACAAGUUCCUGAGAACCAAAGACAUGGGAUAAAUUCACAGUCGGCUGUGGACACUCCUCAGGGAUACUAUGCUGGGGCCAUGUCCAUGUAUCAGUACCAGCCAGGGCCUCAGCACAUGCGUGUGGACCAGGUGCAGUACAGCCCCGCAAUCCCAGGCUCCCAGGCAUUUCUGAGCAAGUUUCAGAAUCAGGGUGCUUUGAAUCAAACCUAUUCGUCUGAACUAAGCAGCGUUGGCCACACACAGACUGGUGCUCAUCAUCAUCAUCUGACAGAAGCCAGACCGCUUCCUGACAUCACACCCAGGGAAUUCCUAUAGCUUCAAUCCCAGGAUCAAAUUCAUUCCGGAACAGGACCCUGGAGCUGUCAGUGUUGGGCAUCAGCACUCUUUUUUCCAAAACAGAUUUUAAUCUUUGUGUGUAGAGAAGGAGUUUUUAAAAUAUAUUAUCAGUUACCUGUAAGACGGGAAGCUCCGUGGGAGCAUAGGAGGAGGCCACACACGUUCACGUAGC
This is a messenger RNA of Acomys russatus (golden spiny mouse), 2884 nucleotides long. RefSeq names its product aryl hydrocarbon receptor (gene Ahr). NCBI's taxonomy places the organism in Eukaryota, Metazoa, Chordata, Mammalia, Rodentia, Muridae. The coding region runs from base 106 to 2691 and encodes 861 amino acids. The transcript has 11 exons. Gene Ontology annotation, molecular function: protein dimerization activity; nuclear receptor activity; transcription cis-regulatory region binding. Gene Ontology annotation, cellular component: nucleus; aryl hydrocarbon receptor complex. The record is from RefSeq and is a predicted model, not a curated record. Gene Ontology annotation, biological process: regulation of transcription by RNA polymerase II.